UCUUCCUCCUCAAAGCUCGGAUUUCCACCAUUGUUGCACCUUCAACUUCAAUCUUUCAUAUGUUUCUCAUUUUAGCUCCAAAUUGGAUCGUCCCAUUAUCCCCUUGGACCAAGAACCUCGAGGCCCAACAGGAAAGGAGUACCAGACGCUCGCCGCCAGACCCAAGGACCUACCGAGGGCGGUUAUCCACAACAACCCAAGGCAAAACAGACGUUCGUAUCUUGUUAGGACGCUCGGCCUCAGGAGCCUUGGCCAUCGAGGCUACCUAGCACACUCCAUCAUCCACACCAGCGAUGUGGUGGAGAUGCUCGGCUUCUCCCCCUGUCCCAUUGCCAGGAGAAGGCCCAAGACCCACGGGGAUGCUCGUCCCCAAAGCUUGGCGGGAAAUCAAGAUUCUGGCUGAAAUCGCAAUUAAUGCUGGAGAUUUGGUAGUUGGGAGUCUACCCAUCCACAGCUCUCCACGUCAGCACACCUACUACCCCUUGGUAGUAUAA
Cuscuta epithymum is the source of this 494-nucleotide messenger RNA. The record is from the annotation of a GenBank genome assembly. NCBI's taxonomy places the organism in Eukaryota, Viridiplantae, Streptophyta, Magnoliopsida, Solanales, Convolvulaceae.